AUUGUACACAGCUCCAAAUAAUAAUUUCUUAUUUACUCUUUCCUUGCUGAGUCAUUCAAGGUGAAUAUUUAGGUUAGGAUCACAUGUAUAUAUAACUCUAUUAGCACAACACAAAAAUCGAUAUUUUGUGUAGGUAAUAUAAACGCAGAACGAAGAAUAACCACCAUUUUGAAACUGGAGUUGAGCAGAAACCUCCAGGGACAAUGAUGCUUAGAUGUUUGGUGGCGGUUUGCCUCCUUGCUCUCGUCGCUUCCCAGGCAAGGGAAGAGUUUGGUAGACGCCGGAAAGGUGAGCAUGGAUUCCCUAAAGGCAGUAGUUCCGAGAGUAGCUCUCAUGGUUCCGACUCUAAAACUAGCGAAGAGAGUUCUGAAUUAGAUAAGUGGGAAAGGAAACCUCCCGGACAUCCCAGAUGGGGGAAAAAGGAUGGUGAUGACUGGGAGUCUCACGAGGUGGGCAGACGUCCAGGAGGGCACUCUCACGGCGGACAUAGUGAGCAUCGCGGACAUGGAGGACACGGUGGACAUAGUUCCCACGGCCCACAUGGCAAGCGACCACCACACCAUGAGGAUCGACCCAUGACAAAACCAUCGAAGGGGCCAAACAGCGAAUCCAUGAAGAGCAAAAUGGAUUCUGAGGCAGACGAUUUAGAAAGUAGGAUUGAAAAACUUGAAGAAAAUGAUGCUCUUGUUCAACUCAGACUUGAUGCUGACUUCGAUUCAAUUACUGGCAAAGCAUAUGCGUUCAAGGUUGCGAUGAAGAAACAACUAAGCAGAGAGACUGGUUGGCCACAAGAAAACAUUAUUGUAUCUAGUGUGGAACCAGGAAGUAUCAUUAUCAACUUCGAGAUCAAAGAUAACUAUGAUUGCAAUGUGCAUUCUGGGAUGGAAGAUCUCAAGAGAAAGCUGGAUGCAAAGAGUCUGACGUUCAUAUUCGAGGGUAGAUCUAUGUCUGUCUUGGACUACGAAAUGUGGGUUAACGAUAAGCCGUCCAUGUUCCAUCACAAGAAAUGGAAGAAAUUUGCCGUAAUAGGUGGCGCAGUCGGAUUGGUCGUGGUUGUUGCCUCGCUGAUACUAGCUUGUGUGAUUAUGUUUAAGGCAUCAAAGAAGAGACGUUUCCACAAUAAACGGGAUUUGGUGAAACAGGAUAUUUUGGCAAACUCUUUCGACAAUGAGAUCUACGGGAAACUUCCAGAAAAGGUGAAGUUCGAUGACAUAGCCUCCAUCAAAAGCGAUGCAACAGCGUGAAUCACCGGCAUGUGACGCGUGUAUGUCAUGUAUUUUAAUGGAAUGUACAACGACUAUAAAUUGAAAAUCAUUUAACUAAACAUUUGCUCUUGUAAAUCCACCAAAACCAAGCUCUGGAUUAUCAGCUGGCAAACUGGAUUAUGUCUAAUACGUUUUGAAUAGAUAGAUAUUAAAGACUGAUAUUAAUAAAUCCAUCAUUCUUAUAUUAUACGUAUCCUAGUAUUAAGAGACAACUAUUAUAUGGAGCAUCGCAUUUGUUACAGAAAAGAUGAAACUAUUUUCACGAACUGCUUUAUGUGUUAUUGCAUUAACAUAAUUGCGAGGACCAAUGGGAAGGAAAACAUUUAGAUCAUAAAGCACCUCCUUUCUGCUGAAUGACAAUCGCUGAAAUAGACAGCUAGACUGUAGCUCAGUGUAUUGAGAUUUAGGGUUAUACUGUAACACACCUUUUAACACGGCCGUGUCGCAAGAGAAUCGGCAUGGAAUUCUGCGAGCAAAUCUUCCCUUUGGCUAUGUUAAUAAACAUCCAUUUACUUUUAUAUGUUGUUAUAAAAACAUUGUAUGUAGCCCAGUCAUAUUUAUGAUAUAUGAUGUGAAAAUUUAAAACUGGCAAUUUGUAAUUCAAAACUACAUUUAAGAUGUGAUCAACUUAAAAGUGGCCCAGUUCAGUGCAGUCUUAUAUAUGAUUAUUUUACUAUCAAAUUUAAAAGUAUACUAAUAUAUAUUUUAAGAACAUUUAUUAUUUUGAUAGCUUUUAAACCUCUUUGUAUAUAUGUCCUAUGUAAUAGUUUUUGCACCUUUCGUGUCUUACAUAUCUGCUUAUGAAAUAAAAUAUUUUGCGCAC
Messenger RNA from Owenia fusiformis, 2088 nucleotides. The record is from the annotation of a GenBank genome assembly. Lineage: Eukaryota; Metazoa; Annelida; Polychaeta; Sabellida; Oweniidae.